Molecule: messenger RNA, 8573 nt
Organism: Menidia menidia (Atlantic silverside)
Lineage: Eukaryota; Metazoa; Chordata; Actinopteri; Atheriniformes; Atherinopsidae
Source: the annotation of a GenBank genome assembly
UUUAGAUGUGUGCUUCGUGUGGCCGGCUCGGAUUUACUCUGAAAAGUCAGACCGGAAGUGGGGCUGUUUGUGCCGCAUGCGGUUUUAACGCUAGCGGCGAGUCGCUGGCUUAGUGUCUGCCGUGAAAUCUGUCGUAUGCCCUGAAACCUCUCGCUCUCUCUCCCGGCGGGGGGGAGUACUAUGCGUAGCGGCAGAGACCUGGAUAAGCCCGGAUUUGCGUCCUCAUCCCGGAUAGCGGAAACAGCCCGGCUCGGCUCGGCCCAGCUCGCGUACGACAUGACGGCAGCGGAGCGGCCGACGGAGGACAGCGCGAUUCGCGGUUGAUCCCUCCCGACCCGCGCAGAGUCCGCGGCCGCAGCCCCUCGGGGGGCUAACCGCCGGUUGAAGGGGGGGCGCCAUGUCCGCGGACGGGAACGGAACCAUCCGCAGCCGCAUCAAGAACCUGCUCCGGUCCCCGUCCAUCAAGCUCCGGCGGAGCAGCGCCGCGAGGCACCGGCAAGACAUCGGCGACAAGGUGACGUUGGAGAAGGUUCUGGGAAUCACAGCCCCGGGGAACCGAGCAUUGGCCUGCGACCCCCGAACCGGACUGCUGGCCUAUCCCGCAGGGUGUGUUGUCGUCCUGCUGAAUCCUCGUAAGAACAAACAGCUGCACAUCUUGAACAGAUCGAGGAAGGCAAUCACUACGUUGGCGUUUUCUCCUGAUGGGAAAUAUGUUGUCACCGGGGAGAGCGGUCACAUGCCAGCAGUCCGGGUCUGGGAGGUGUCGGAGCGCCUUCAGGUCUGUGAGUUGCAGGAGCACAAGUACGGAAUUGCCUGCGUGGCCUUUUCUCCCAAUGGAAAAUACAUCGUCAGCGUGGGCUACCAGCACGACAUGAUGGUCAACGUGUGGAACUGGAAGAAAAACGUCGUCGUGGCAGCCAACAAGGUGUCCAGCAAAGUGACUGCCGUCUCCUUCUCAGACAACAGCUCGUACUUCGUCACGGCCGGUAACCGACACGUGAAGUUCUGGUACCUCGACCACACCAAGACCUCUAAGGUCAACGCCACGGUCCCCCUGCUGGGGCGCUCGGGGCUCCUCGGCGAACUCAGGAAUAACUUCUUCAGCGAUGUGGCGUGCGGGCGUGGCCGUCACUCCGCCUCCACUUUCUGCAUCACCUCCUCAGGUCUGCUGUGCGAGUUCAACGAUCGGAGACUCCUGGACAAGUGGGUGGAGCUGCGGAGAGUGGACUCUGCUUGUGCGUCCCAGGCCACGUGUCUGUCCGUCACGGAUGAGUUCAUCUUCUGCGGCUGCUCGGACGGCACCGUUCGAGCCUUCAGCCCCGUCAACCUGCACUUCCUCUGCACCCUGCCCCGCCCCCACUGUCUAGGGGCUGACAUUGCCAGUAUGGUGGACGCCAGUCAGCUGUUCUCCUGCAAAGCAGAAAGCCCUUACCCGGAUAGCGUGGCCGUCACAUACGACCCCACCAAUCACUGGCUGUCCUGCGUCUACAACGACCACAGCGUUUAUGUUUGGGACGUCCGAGACCUUCAGGAUCUGCGCAGGGCGGGAAAACUCUACUCUGCCCUCUACCACUCCUCCUGCGUAUGGAGCCUCGAGGUGUACACUGAGGGGACGGGGAAGGGAGAGGUGCAAAUCCCCCCCGGAUCCUUCCUGUCCUGCUCCUCGGACAACACCAUCCGACUGUGGAACAUCGACGGGAACAAUGUCCUGCAGAGGAACAUCUUGAGCCACGACUUGCAGAAGAUUGUUUACGUGGACAGCAAUGUCACCAGCCUCCUGGACACGGAGAGCCUCACUUCUUCCAGUGGAAACACAGAGAAGAUAAGCUCGUAUGGGUCAGAGGGGCAGCAGGUGGACCAGACCAGGGUGGGCAUCAGGACCCUCAAAGUCAGUCCAGAUGCACAGCACUUGGCCUCUGGGGACCGCAUGGGAGUCCUGAGGAUUCAUGAUCUGGACACCAUGGAAGAGAUCUUGAAUGUCCAAGCUCAUGACUCAGAGAUCCUUUGCCUCGAGUUCUCCAAACCAGACACUGGACUCCAGCUGUUAGCCACGGCCAGCCGGGACCGUCUGAUCCACAUCCUGGACGCGGGCAAAGACUACAGCCUGGUCCAGACGCUGGACGAGCACUCGUCCUCCAUCACGGCCGUCAGAUUUGCCGCCACCGAGGGGAAGGUGCGCAUGAUCAGCUGCGGAGCCGACAAAAGCAUCUAUUUCCGGACAGCUCAGCAGAUAGGGGAAGGUUUGGAGUUCACGCGGACGCAUCACGUCGUCCGGAAGACAACUCUGUACGACAUGGACGUGGAACCCACCAGGAAGUACGCCGCCGUGGGCUGCCAGGACCGCAACAUCAGGAUCUUUAACACCAGCAAUGGAAAACAGAAGAAGUUGUAUAAAGGUUCCCAGGGAGAAGACGGGACGGUCAUUAAGGUGCAGAUCGACCCGUCAGGACUCUACAUCGCCACUUCCUGCUCGGACAAAAACAUCUGCAUAUACGACUUCUUUUCCGGGGAAUGCGUGGCCACCAUGUUCGGACACUCAGAGAUCGUGACGGGGCUGAAGUUCAGCAGUGACUGCAGACACCUCAUCACCGUGUCAGGAGACAGCUGCAUUUUCGUGUGGCGCCUGAGUCCGGAGAUCACCAUCAGGAUGAAGCAGCGGCUCGCCGAGCUCCGCCCCCCCAGCACCACGCCCAACUCCCAGAAUGCACCUCAGCAGAGAGCCACAAAGCUGAGGAAAGAGACGCCCGCUCCUUGUGUGGUCACCAUGUCAUCCGACUCUGACGUAGAGGAGGAGGAGGAGGAGGAGGUGGGCGAGGGGGAGCUGGACUGCUCUUACGUGGUCAACACAGGAAACCUGGUGGAGACAGGAGCUUACAGCGAGGCUUCCAGCAGAGACAGCAGGAAGGAGGCCUCAGAUGGUCGGCUCCCUCGCCGCCGCUGGUCAAGGAGGACGGCCAGUGCCGACAGUGCUCUUAUGGUGAAGUCCAUGCUGGAUCUGAGACUGCUGGACUCGUACUGCCCCGGCAGCAGGGAGGAGCAGGAGCAGGUUAAGGCCCACCCUCCAGCGGACCAUGUCUUUGGCCUUAGAAGAAAGAGUCAGGGAGUGGGCUCAAAGUGCCAUAGGACCCAUGAGGAGCUCCAGAGGACCAUCAGCCUACAAGUCACCUCUCCAUGGGUGGACGAAGAGACAAGGGCCAGUCAGAGACCAGACUUCAUCUUGCUGUCCAAUCAGAGCCAAAGCGGAGAGGAUCCAGUGCUGUUUCCUGAAAAAUGGGACGACAGAGUGAGCCUGGCAGGCAGCGAGUUUCAGGUGAAGGAGGCAUCUCACGGGGCUUCGGGAGGACGACCAGACAAGCCCAGCCCAGACAGCGGAUGCUCUCUGGGAUUCAACUCCACCAUGUCCAGUCCAGACCGACCCGCUGCAGACGAUACAGAACCUCUCAGCGUGGACGGGAACUCCUCCGACCUGGAGAUCGAAGACGAGGAAGACAGGGGAGGACGACGGUGUGGAGAAGCGGGGGCGUCUCGGCGUGUCCCUCAGACUCCGGACCAAGAGGCUUUCCUGAAGGAGAACUUUGUCACACUAGCCGAUCCAUCUGCUUCAAGAAGUUCUAGCAGAGCUUCUCACAGCUCCAGCGAAAGCCUCAGCAUCUCCUCCAGGUUCCUGUCUCAGACCUCGGCUGGAUGCCGGACCACACUACCCCUGUCCAUCUGGACCACGGGGGGAGGUGGAGGGGAGGCGAAGGCCAGGCCUCUGGUCUCUGAAGUCCGGCCCCUGGUCGAGGGCAACCGGAGCCGACCGCAGUCCAGGAGGGUGUCGUGGAACCAGGACCAGACUUCCUCCCUCCAUGAGUUUCCACCGAAUCCUCCUCAGAUUCAGGUCCAGCCGCAGGAGGCCCUCCCUGCCCAGCCGGGCCCCAGGCCCUCCCCAUUCAAGAAGAAAGCCCAGACUGCAGUGGAGCCCAGGACUCAUGUGGGUCCUGGACUUCACAAAGCUCAUUCGGUCCACAGCCUGAUGGCCGACACAGGUGACUCCUCCGACCUCCUGCAGAUCUCCCGUCCGUCAAGAGAGGUCCCCCCUCAGCGUCCCACCACCCUUCCCUCCUCUCCCAGACGCCCCCCUUCCACAUUACUGCCCUCCCAGAGACCCAACCCCGUCUCCCCCCGCUCCCCCCAGCAGGAGGCCCCUAAUGGUGCAGCGAAGAAGUCCCUGCAGUCCUCCUCGGUGGCUCCGUCGGGGCCGCGCUCCUACAUGAGCCCCACCGCCAGCUCCAUGGCCAAGAUGUCCCGCUCCGUCUCCAUGGGCGACGGCCUCAACGUCCCCGAAGCCGGCGAGGACCCGGGGGACGGCUCCCCCCCGCCCAGGGACGCCGCGCCUCCUCCCGUCGCCGUGGUCUACUCCACCCCCCCCCACGCCGCCGUGGCGCCCGUGGUGGUUUCGUCCCCCUCUUCCGCGCUGUCCGGGGGAAACCACGGCAACCGGUCGGCUCCCCCCUCUCGCGGUCUUCAGACCCGGGUCCCCGGCGGCAGCAGCGGGCCACUUCCCGACAAGCCUUCCUUGGACUGCCUCACGCCGGCCUCCAAAUCUGCCGCCUCAGCAUUCCAGGCCCCUCCCGCCUCCGCCCCCCCGCCCCAGGAGGAGGAGGAGGAGCCUCAGGUGUCCGCAGAGCGCUCAGUCAGUGCAGAUCAGCCCGUCAGUCUGGAGACCUGUAGGGCUUUGGCCAAUGAGCUGCAGAGCUGCUUCAGGAGGGCAACACACCUGUACAGGAAGGUGAGCAGUUCCUCCAUGGAAGACACUGCCCCCAACCAGUGUCAGAUGUCUCUCCUCCUAUCAGAAGCCUUCCAGGCCAUGAGGACCGAGCUGGACUCUCUUCCGCUCGGGGCGCCGAGCGCGUUGGCCGUGGAGGGGGGUCUGAGAGGAGUGGGCGAGGAGAAGACGGUGGCCCUGCUGGAGGAAUACUCCAUGCUCCUCCUGCAGGCCGUCCACCGGAGGGUCAACAACUCGUAGCGGGGGAUACAGGGGAACUCACUCCAUUUUUGCUCAUACACAUCGGCACCACUCCACUACAGCAUCGAUCAAACUUUUGACACCCGACUUUAGUUUUUGUUUCUCCAUUCAUCAACAUUUUUAGUUGUCUUCAUCUGUUACCGAACAAUCAUUUUUUAGCUGGACCACCUCUCUACAGCCCUUUUUGUCUUGUUGACCUUACCGUCUGAGCCAUAUUCAUCCAUUCCCAGCUCUGCUUAUUGCACCAAUGAGCACACGGGGCCAAAUGUGGAAGGCAGGAUCUGUCCUGAGGCCACUUGCAUCAAGUCCCCGAAUCUGAUUGGCGAAUACCCGCUCCACACACCUGUGCUGCUGUCAGAAUAAAACACAGGAGGGUUUUGAGGCAUGUUUUUCUGGCUGAAUCGUGGCUGUUCUGACUGAUUUCUCAGUGGAUUGGACAGCCAGGACCAGAUGCAUGAAGGUGGUGUUCAAACAAAAGUCAUGUGUGAUGUGACAUUUACGCUGAACUUACACAGCGAAAUCUUUCGUUUUCAUUACUUUUUGUUCUGUCCACAACCUAUAAAUAAGAGACCAAAUCAAAUGAAUUUAUUCUGAACUCUUCACUGAAGAGAGGGGAUGACUCAGCUUAGCUUUAGUGACGAACAGAAUAGAAAUGGCUCUCACUCACAGUUAUGCUCAUAAAUCUACACACCCCUGCAGAUAUAUGAAUCAUAACACAAAAAACUCAAGGUUUGUGGUUGGAUGAAGCCAGUUAUUGGUGAAUAACUGUGUUUUCUAUUCAUAAUUCACAAUGACAACAAAGAACAUCCAAAAGUUUGAUCAAAAGUUUACAUACCCCAGUUCUUAAUACUGUGUAUUGCCCCUUCUAACAUCAAUGAAAGAUUGAAGUCUUUUGUGGUAGUUCUGGAUGGGGCUCCUUAUUUUGUCAGAUGGUAAAACUGCCCAUUCUUCUUGGCAAAAAGCCUCCAGUUCCUGUUAAUUCCUGGGCUUGUGGCCAAAAUUUUUGUUGGUCUACCUGAGCCUGGUUUAGUUUUUUAACAGAGUCCCUGAUUUUCCAUUUGCUUGUCUCCAUUAGUUUGAACAGUGCUGACAGGCUGUAUCAAUUCCUUGGAUAUCUUUUUGUAUCCCUUUCCUGCUUUAUAAAGUUCAACUAACCAUUACAGAGGAUCCAGAAACGUCUGUUAGUGGAUGAAAGAUGCAAGAGUCUGUCUGGAUACUAGAAAGUCAGUUUUUAUGCAAACAGAUCACAGGUGAGGAUGGUUUAGUAGCCAUUCAAACCCAUUUGUGUCAACUUUUGACCAUGUUAUCAGGCCAAAAUCUCCAGGGUAUGUAAACAUGUGAUCAAACUUUUUGAUGUUUUGCGUUGUCAUUGUAGAAAACACAGGUGUUCAUCAAUAAAUGGCUUCAUCCAACCACUAACCAUGAGUGGAAAAAAAGUGUUUGUGUUCUGAUUCAUAUUCUCUGAAAAAAGGCCUAAGGGGUAUGUAAACUUAUGAGCACAACUGUAAGGGUUUCCAGUCACAGUGACAGAUUAUUAAAUGAGCUCUAUUCAAACAUGGCUUUUAUAAAUCUGAUGAACGUGUUUACGUUCUAAACAUCUUCUGUGAUGAGUCACCACGACAAUGAAAACCAGGAGCACAUGUGGGAGCAGGUGGAAAGGCCUCCUAAAACUAGCGCCAAGAAUUAAACCCCGCAUUUCAGACAAGCUGAAGAGAAAACAUUGAGAGCGACAGGCAUGACGGAAAGUGGACAGAAGGAAUUUAAACCUAGUCUUCCUCCAAUCGUCAUCUGUGACGCACAGAUCAGUUCAGUUGUUUACGGGCUGCGAACGCAACACUCCAGUGCUUCAUUCAUGGCACGCUUUCCAAGUUUGUCAUCGGCGAGAAGAAAGAAUGUCUUAUUUGUUCUAUGCAAAUUUCGAAUACACAUGCGGCUCAUCUAUCCAUCCUCUAGGAAACAUCUGGUCCUCAUCACCUUGAACAAUAAUAACAAACCCAUUAUUCAGUCACCUUGUGAUCUUCUAGACUUUGAAGUGAUCUUUGAUCAAGUCAUCACGGGAACCUGAAGAUGAGCUACAAGGGUUAGGCAAAUACAAACCCUGGUUCAGCAGGGAACAACAAAAAAGUCCACUGAACAUCAGAAAGAAGGCUUUCAUGGAGAGAGAUGAGGAGUUAUCGAGGACUGUUUAGAAACAAAUGCAAAAGUAGACGGGAUUCAGAUCCACUCUGCAUGCUCCUCUGUAAUUUGCAGAUGUAAAGACCUUUCUUAGGUCACCCCCAAGCCCAGUCUUGAGCACAAGCUUCACCAGCAUCCACAGGACCACCUCUGCCCCCAAAACUUCUUUAACUCCAGCCGUCGGAUGAAGAAGUAGCUGGAAAAGUCUUAAUCACAACAGAGCAGAGCAGUUUUUGUGGGAUUCUACGGCACCUCCUCGGCCAAAGACUGAGUCAGAAGAAAGUUCCAGAGCUUUCUAGAGCAUUCUGUCUGGUUCCUUUACCUUAACCUUUGAUCUAUCUGCUCCCAGCUCUAAAAUCCCAAACCAGGAAAGCCCUGCAGAGACCGUUUCGGGUUCACCUACAGCGCAGACCAGUGGAGCAGCAUGAGGAUCAUGUUCUGUGGUUUCUGUAGUUCUUGUGAUUGUGGAAUUUAAGAGGAUAGGGAACAAGUCAAACACAAAUACCUGGGCGAUUACCUAGCGAGCGGCCUGGACUGGGCUCUUACUAGGGUAGAAUGUAUUUGCCGUGGAAGCUUAGGUCCUACAGUCUGUGUCAAGAUGGUUCAGAUUUUGCUUUUAGUCUCUAGUGGAGAGGACAAUCUACAUUGCGGCUAAUCGGUGUUGGUUCAGCAUCAGAGUCUGAGACUCAAAGGAAGAACAAACUGAUGCGUACUGUGAAAUAUUGUUAGAAUAAUUAAUUGUUCAGCCAGAUGCUUCUUGCUGCUAUGAGCAUUACAGGAAGUCACCCCUGUCAACAGCAAUAACCUACACAAGGACUUUUAUCCAUUGAUUUUUAUGCUGCAAAAUCAUUUACAAUUUUAGGAUUAAUGAAGUAUUAUUCACUUAAAUGUAUUUGAGUGAACUUCUAGAGAGUUUUGUGCAUCUGAUUUCUGGACUUUCAUUGGUCUGAAUCUUUUUUUGACUAUAUAUUGUAGCUGACUUUAGUGAGGUGAAAAUGGCCGAAUGAAACUUUAUAAAUAAAUCCACUUGACUUUCAUUCCUUUAUUUGAUGUAAACUUUCUUCUACUUGAAGCUAAAAUGUUCAGCAUGACUUUUGUUUCUACUGAUUUCAGAAGUGCACCGUUUGUAUUUAUUGUGUCGAUAUGCUGUUACACUACUGACCAGGAACUACACCCACAACUGACUCAAGUUUGUAGAGUCACGAAUCUUAUUAUGACUUUUGAUAUUCUUUGAGAGGAUUUGCUGGGUUGAAAGUGUGAUCACAAAUGUCCCAGUUCUGUUUGGGAUAUGGUGUUUUUGUCACAUUUAUUAAAGGUUUCAGAAUUGCUGAUAUUUCGCUGUUACUGAACGUGUCUUCCCUGUUCUGCUAAAACCCUGGAUCUGUGCCGC